AUGGGCGUCUUCUUCAUUGAAUGGGGCUUCUUCAUCCCACUCGAGUACAUUGCAUCAUAUACGCUAGCGAUGGGGCUGUCGCCACGCCUCUCCUCGCUCAUGGUUGUGUUUCUGAACGCGGGCUCGUUCCCUGGUCGUUGGCUGCCGGGUAUCCUGGCGGACCGGAUUGGGCGCUUCAACACGCUGAUCCUGGCGAAUGUGCUCUGUCUGGUUUCCGUGCUGGCUAUCUGGCUGCCGGCGCAGGGGAAUGUGGUGGCGGUCGUGACCUUCGCGGUGGUGUUUGGGUUCGGCAGCGGGAGUAACAUCAGUCUAGUGCCAGUGUGCGUGGGCGAACUGUGUCCGACGGAACAGUAUGGACGAUACUACACCACCGUGUAUACGAUUGUCAGUCUGGGAGCCUUGACGGGUGUCCCAAUCGCUGGGGAGAUUCUGCACCGAUGCAAUGGCGAGUAUUGGGGGUUGAUCGCGUUUGCUGGCUGUGCAUAUGCAGCCGGGCUGGGUUGUUUUAUUCCUGUGAAAUUCAUGUCUAAACGAUGA
This is a messenger RNA of Aspergillus clavatus NRRL 1, 537 nucleotides long. RefSeq lists its product as uncharacterized. Gene Ontology annotation, molecular function: transmembrane transporter activity. Gene Ontology annotation, cellular component: fungal-type vacuole membrane. The transcript has a single exon. The record is from RefSeq and is a predicted model, not a curated record. The coding region runs from base 1 to 537 and encodes 178 amino acids. NCBI's taxonomy places the organism in Eukaryota, Fungi, Ascomycota, Eurotiomycetes, Eurotiales, Aspergillaceae. Gene Ontology annotation, biological process: transmembrane transport.